AUGAGGAAGGAGUUUUACCACGUCGAUGUGCAGAAAUUCUUGAAAAAACAUGAUGUUAAUCAAUAUUCCACGUAUUCGACGUCGAAAGCGUCAGUGGUCGAGCGGUUCUCGCACGCUCAAAAACGAUAUGUGGAAGAUAUUUACUCAACGGCAAUUACAAGUGGAUCGAGCUGUCGCGUAUCAGAUUAUAACGCGCGCAAGCAUCGCACUAUUGGCAUGCAACCCGUCGACGUAACUCCCGCGAUCGCCGAAAGAUUCUUGGACACGGUGUACAGCAUGAUAAAAAUCGUUGGUCCGGCAAAAUUCAAAAUAGGUGACUCGGUACGCGUAAGCAAGUACAAGAUGGUUUUCGGGAAGAGUUAUACGCCAAAUUAG
Acromyrmex echinatior (Panamanian leafcutter ant) is the source of this 375-nucleotide messenger RNA. RefSeq lists its product as uncharacterized. The record is from RefSeq and is a predicted model, not a curated record. Lineage: Eukaryota; Metazoa; Arthropoda; Insecta; Hymenoptera; Formicidae.